GGGGGUUGGUUAGGGAUGUGUUCCCAUAAUGAGCUGCUGGGACCAGUACCGCCAGUACCACCAGUACCUCAACGUGCACGCUCCUCUCUCCAUGGCACAACCAAACCGUGACAAGGGCACGUCACCCUGACGCUCAUCACGAAGGUCCACGCCAUGACGUCCUCAGAAGGCCCCUCCACUCGUAAAGUAAGCCACUCCCAUACACAGACGGACAUCACCAGGCCGCUUCUGAGCUCGGCGGCAGGAAGUGCAAACGGACCUCUGCGGAGGAGGCGGCGCGUCCUUUCCAAAGAAGGGCGCAGCAAUGUGCACAUUGAGCACGUGAGCGGGAGAGGAACGCUCUAUCUGCGUGACCUCUGGACGACCUUUGUGGACAUGCGGUGGCGCUAUAAGUUUUUCCUGUUCUGCGCCACUUUUGCCGGGACCUGGUUCCUGUUUGGCGUACUGUGGUACCUGGUGGCCAUGUUUCAUGGAGACCUGGUGGAGUCAGCCCCGCCCACUGACCAUACACCGUGCGUCAUGGAGGUGAAGACGCUGACGGGAGCCUUCCUCUUCUCGUUGGAGUCCCAAACAACCAUCGGUUACGGCUUCCGCUGCAUCACAGAGGAGUGUCCAGCGGCCAUCGUCCUGCUCAUCGUACAGCUGGUGGUCACCAUGGUGAUGGAGAUCUUCAUCACCGGCACUUUUCUAGCCAAGGUGAACAUGAGCGUUGCUUCCAUUUCAGCCAGCGGUCUUCACCUUCUGAUUUCCUGCCCUCAACAGGUGGCCCGCCCCAAAAAGCGAGGCGCGACAGUGAAAUUUAGUCAGCACGCCGUGGUGUCCACGCACAUGGGACGGCCGUGUCUCAUGAUCCGAGUUGCCAACAUGCGCAAGAGUCUCCUAUUAGGAUGUCAGGUGACGGGUAAGCUACUGCAGACGUCGCUCUGUGAGGAAGGGGAGACGGUGCGCCUGGACCAGCGCAACGUGUCCUUCCAGGUGGACACAUCGUGUGAUAGUCCCUUUCUCAUCAUUCCACUGACGUUCUACCACGUCAUCGAUGAGAGCAGCCCACUGAGCGCCUGGGUAGGCCGAGGUGGCGGCUGGACAGAUGGCGACUUGGCGGAUUUCGAGCUACUGGUGAUUCUGAGUGCGACGGUGGAACCGACGUCCGCCACCUGCCAGGUGCGCACGUCGUACCUUCCUGACGAGAUCCUCUGGGGCUACGAGUUCCCGCCAGUUGUGUCACUAUCCGACUCGGGUGGAUACGUGGCCGAUUUUGCCUUCUUCGACAGAGUAGCCAAAACCACAUCACCGGCGCCCCAAAACCAUCACAGCAGCAAGGAUAAGAUGCAGCUGGGGGAGGGGCGGGGCAAUGUCGGAGACAGCAGCCAGCUGAGCAUGCGCAUCAGCAACGUUUGAC
This is a messenger RNA of Doryrhamphus excisus (bluestripe pipefish), 1399 nucleotides long. The record is from RefSeq and is a predicted model, not a curated record. NCBI's taxonomy places the organism in Eukaryota, Metazoa, Chordata, Actinopteri, Syngnathiformes, Syngnathidae.